Acytostelium subglobosum LB1 is the source of this 636-nucleotide messenger RNA. RefSeq lists its product as hypothetical. Gene Ontology annotation, molecular function: protein methyltransferase activity; S-adenosylmethionine-dependent methyltransferase activity. The transcript has a single exon. NCBI's taxonomy places the organism in Eukaryota, Evosea, Eumycetozoa, Acytosteliales, Acytosteliaceae. Gene Ontology annotation, cellular component: eRF1 methyltransferase complex. The record is from RefSeq and is a predicted model, not a curated record. The coding region runs from base 1 to 636 and encodes 211 amino acids.
AUGGAUGUUGAUGGAUUAAAGAUUAAUAUACAUCCGAAUGUAUAUUCUCCAUUCUACUUCCCAGAGUCAGCUUGGUACUCUAGACAAUUGUUACAAUUGGUUAAACCUGGAGACCGAUUCCUAGAGGUUGGCAUUGGCAGUGGUAUCACCACUGUCUACAUGUCAAGAGCUGGUGCCAAGACAACUGGAGUUGACAUUAACCCCGAUGCAGUAGAGACCACCAAACUCAACUUGAGCCAGAACAACCUAUCUGGACUUGUAUUAGAGAGUGAUGUAUUCAAUGCCUUGCCUGAGGGUAGCAAAUUCGAGUGGAUUUACUGGAACCAUCCAUGGCAGAACAACCCCAAUGUGAUCAAGGAGUUGCAAACGGAGAAGACCUUGGACCCAGGCUACCAACUACUAUCAAGAUACAUCAAAGAGUCGGAGAGAUACUUGUCAGAGACCGGAAGGAUUGUGAUUGGUACCAGCAACUGUAGCAACUUACAAGAAGUCAAUUCUUUGGCUCAGAAUCUUGGAUAUUCCACCAAGAGACUACUACGAGGUAGUGAGGAGCUUGCUGACAAUGUUAUGGAGAAAUACUAUAUCAUGGAAUUCAUCAAGAACAAGAAAGAAGAGAGUGGAAAUAUGAGUGUCUAG